GGCGCGUCCAUCCUCGGCAUCAGUUGAGAUCUUCUUCAGCCAUAGGAAACAUGUCUCUCAAGAUCGUCUUGCUGUCCGCCCUCGUGGCCGCCGCCCUCGCCCGUCCCGACAACACUCCACCGUCCUAUGGCGCUCCAGCCCCCUCCUACCACGCUCCCGCGCCCUCCUACCACGCCCCCGCUCCCGAGUCGCCGCCCAAGUACGACUUCAACUACGCCGUGAACGACGACUACUCCGGCAACAACUACAACGCCCAGGAGACCCGCGACGGCUACAACACCCAGGGCACCUACUACGUGCAGCUGCCCGACGGCCGCCUCCAGAAGGUCACCUACUACGUGGAUGGCGACUCCGGCUACGUGGCCGAGGUCACCUACGAGGGUGAGGCCCAGUACCCCGCGCAGAGCUACGGAGCCCCCGCCCCGUCCUACGGCAAGCCCGCCCCAUCCUACGGUACCCCUGCCCCAUCCUACGGCACCCCCGCCCCAUCCUACGGCACCCCAGCACCAUCUUAUGGGACCCCUGCCCCGUCCUACGGUACCCCCGCCCCGUCCUAUGGCACCCCCGCGCCAUCUUAUGGUGCCCCAUCCCAUCCUAUGGCCCCGGCGCCAUCCUACGGCACCCCCGCCCCCUACAGGCCAGCCUACCAGUUCCUCCUCCUUCAUCAGUUGAGCUCAUCAUCAGCUACAGGAAACAUGUCUCUCAAGGUUGUUCUGCUGUCCGCCCUCGUGGCCACCGCUCUCGCCCGUCCCGACAGCCCCCCAGCUUCCUACGGUGCACCCGCCCCCUCCUACCGCGCCCCUGCGCCCUCCUACCACGCCCCUUCCCCCGACUCGCCGCCCAGAUAUGACUUCAACUACGCCGUGAAGGACGACUAUUCCGGCAACAACUACAACGCCCAGGAGACCCGCGACGGCUACAACACCCAGGGCACCUACUACGUGCAGCUGCCCGACGGCCGCAUUCAGAAAGUCACCUACUACGUUGACGGCGACUCUGGCUACGUAGCCGAGGUCACCUACGAGGGUGAGGCCCAGUACCCCGCGCAGAGCUACGGAAAGCCCGCCCCAUCCUACGGCAAGCCCGCCCCAUCCUAUGGCACCCCCGUCCCCUCCUACCAGUAAGGAUUCCCACCCCAAGGAGAAGAGAUACCGGGACCUCUUACGGGCUGGAACCCCAGCCUACUAGCGAGGCCCUCGCACCUACCCUUCAGCCAUGAUGUAUAUUUAUUAAACAAUCACGAAUUUCA
Messenger RNA from Eriocheir sinensis (Chinese mitten crab), 1249 nucleotides. RefSeq names its product cuticle protein 19.8-like. The record is from RefSeq and is a predicted model, not a curated record. NCBI's taxonomy places the organism in Eukaryota, Metazoa, Arthropoda, Malacostraca, Decapoda, Varunidae. Gene Ontology annotation, cellular component: extracellular matrix.